GCCACAGCUUGGAUGUUUGAGAGGAAAAUACUAAAUACAACACUACGCUAGUUGAUAUAUAAGCACAUAUACCCGUGGCUGCAUUGCGAUUUGAAAAAUAUUCGAAUGUUUUUAUCUUUUAGAAAUACCAAUUUCCAUUCUUUAAAUGUUUUCACUUGUUUCUUAAUUUGGUGUUGAUAAGUCUGUGUUAGUAAGACUUUGUUGGCUCUGUACGCGACGCGCAAACAGAGACGAAAGUAGGUAUUCCUUGCAUCUGAACCGUGCCGUCUCGAGAAUCGGGAGAAAGACUCGAGAUGGGUCCCACAAUAUUUGAUUCAACUAAAGAAGAAUGUCAUAAAGUUUUAAGGAGAAUGGAGCUAGAAACCUAUGGGGCUGUUGUGUCAACAUUACGAGCUCAAGGAGAACUUAACAAAGAUAGAAGAAAACUAUUAGAGGAUUUAUCUGUGCUGAUGAAGAUAUCACCUGAGAGACAUAAAGCUGAGAUACGCCGGGCAGUAAAUGAUGAGAAGCUUGGUUGCAUUGCUGAACGACUGAGUGGUGGAGCAGAUACUGAAUGGGCUUGGGCACUGGAAGGUAGGAGAGUUGUUCCUCUUAUGCCUCGUCUGGUUAGGCCCACCCUUUUUACAUCAUUAGCUACAAGUGUUAGCAAAGCUGUAGCUCAAAAUCCAAGGAUUUGUCUUAAUCAAACACCAAUCACCAACACUGAUGAAGCAUCUUCCAAAUAUGUUCGUGACCCUGAUGAUGAAGACACUUUGUCUCCAGUGAUGGUUCCUAUUGCUAGCCCUGAUUCAAGCUGCCAUAGCAACAACAACUUUGAAUCUGAUUUCAUGGAUACACCCAUUGAAAAAAGCAUUCUAAUUAGUAACACAGCUGAUGUCGAGAAGAAGCCAGAAAUAUUGUCAAAAAAAACUGUUAUUCCUGUUAAUCCUACUCCGGUCAAAAGGCCAAGAUCCCCAUCAAACCAGGUUGUGAAUUUCUCUGCCCCGUUACCCAAAGUAAGGGCUGUGUCACCUACUUGUGUGAGACCGCAGCAUAAAUUAAGUACUGCAUCUCAGCCAUCACCCCAGCAUAAAAUAAUGACAGCACCUCAGCCAUCACCCCAGCAUAAAGUGAUGACUACACCCCAGCUACCAUCACAGCAUAAAGUAAUUAGCACACCUCAACCAUCACCUCAGCUUAUACCAAGAGGGCAGCAAAUCACCACUCCAAUACGACCACAGCAGCAUUUAUCAAACCCGUCAUCGCUACCCGUUAAUACGGGGAAAAUACGUGUACGAGCACCCAUAGUUCAAGCUAACGCUCAGCGGCCUUCCAUCACUGUGCGACCGCCGGUACCUCAAUAUGCUCAGGUUCAGCUCAAUCAAGCAAGGCCCGUUACAAACAAUGCAGGCGUAAAGCAAGUUGUACAAAUUCGUGCUUCGUCCUUGAACCAGCAGCAACAAACGAUAGGCUCGUCGAAGGAAACAAGUAUCCCGCGUUCUGUACAAACUCACACACCGGUCACGGUACAAACGGUGCCAAGUGUGGCCUCGAGCAUUGGCAAGCAGCUCCCCGGGAAAGCCAAUGUGAUUGUGUUACAUAAAAACUUGCCCAUGGCUAAGACCAUAACUACGGUGGCCAGAGACGUAGAUCGAAGUGGUUCUUUGAACAAGAACAAUUUCCUACCAAAGUCUGUAAGCACACCGACGGGGACAAAAGUAACAUUUCCUAACAAUGUUCGCAUUAUAUCAGUCCCAAGCGGGGCGAAUGUAGUGAGCAGUGGUAGUGGAAUCGCUGGUGUCAAUCAUGCAACGCAAAAAAUUGUAUCAACGACCGUUACGGGAGGAACGACACAGAAAAAUGUUUACGUUCUUGAACUAAGUAAUGAAGCCGUGGGUAAAUCGAUCAUUCUCGGCGAUAUUAUGUCAACUGCUGCAGCCACGGAACUAAACGGAGCUUCAGUGAAGACACCUAUUGCUACGGUUACCGAUACAAAAGGAGCCCAUGAAGCGAAAGUUGAUCGUGAAAUUCGCAAUGAAAUUCUUAGUUACGAAGAAGUAAACGAUAAUGGGUUUAAAUUUAAAGCUGCAGACGCCGUCACCGCCCCACUGAGUCAUAAUUUCACUCCCUGUAACGUUCAAUUUCCGACACGAGAAAAUCUUGAAAAAAAUGGAGAACAUGCAGUCGUUUGUGCGACUACACGGUUGGUAGAAGAUGAUGGAGGCAGCCGUGAGGUUGCCAACACAACUAAUGUGGAAACAAGCAUACUUGAUCCCCACACAGGAGUAAUCUAUGCCAUAACAGACGAGCAAACACCUCAACCUUCAUUGGAACAGUCUUCAGUGGACAUUUUCAGUACGGCGAUUGCGUCGGCAGAUAUAAACAUGGAGGCGGCGGCAUACAGCAGCGAUGAAAAUGCCGGAAUCACUCGAUUGAUUUUAACCGACACGUACGACAGUCCGUCAGCGAAAUCAUGAUGCGCUUUUGUUUGGUUGUGUUUGGUUUUCUUUUUUUGUCCGGAAUGGAAGUACCUAUAUCCCCCACCCCCGCCCCCUUGUAAU
Messenger RNA from Daphnia carinata, 2540 nucleotides. RefSeq names its product BRCA2-interacting transcriptional repressor EMSY-like. The transcript is spliced from 11 exons. NCBI's taxonomy places the organism in Eukaryota, Metazoa, Arthropoda, Branchiopoda, Diplostraca, Daphniidae. Gene Ontology annotation, cellular component: nucleoplasm. Gene Ontology annotation, biological process: regulation of DNA-templated transcription. The record is from RefSeq and is a predicted model, not a curated record. Bases 294 to 2456 code for a protein of 720 amino acids.